AUGCCUCAGAACGAGUAUAUCGAGGAACACAUUAAAAGGCAUGGUCGAAGGCUCGACUAUGAAGAGAAGAAGCGUAAGCGUCUGGCUCGCGAGGUACACAAAUCCUCUGCGAAAGCGCAGAAAUUGUUUGGUAUAAAAGCCAAGAUUAUGCAUGCUCGUCGUCACGCACAAAAGGUUCAGCUCAAAAAGACGCUCAAAGCCCACGACGAACGCAAUGUCAAGCAAACAGACAAUGCAUCGGGCCCAGAAGGCGCCUUGCCCACCUAUCUGCUCGAUCGCGAAGAUCAAAAAGAUGCCAAAGCCCUUUCUUCUGCACUCAAGCAGAAACGAAAGGACAAGGCCGCCAAGUAUGCUGUACCGUUGCCCAAAGUUCGUGGUAUUGCCGAGGACGAAAUGUUCAAAGUCAUGCGCACGGGAAAGAGCAAGAGCAAAGCCUGGAAGCGAAUGGUUACAAAGGCCACCUUUGUUGGCGAAGGAUUCACCCGAAAGCCGGUCAAGAUGGAGAGGUUUGUACGACCGAUGGAUUGA
Rhizoctonia solani is the source of this 528-nucleotide messenger RNA. Its product is annotated as ribosomal protein S8e. The record is from RefSeq and is a predicted model, not a curated record. The coding region runs from base 1 to 528 and encodes 175 amino acids. NCBI's taxonomy places the organism in Eukaryota, Fungi, Basidiomycota, Agaricomycetes, Cantharellales, Ceratobasidiaceae. Gene Ontology annotation, cellular component: nucleolus; preribosome, large subunit precursor. Gene Ontology annotation, biological process: maturation of LSU-rRNA; maturation of 5.8S rRNA. The transcript is spliced from 3 exons.